Molecule: messenger RNA, 3618 nt
Organism: Ictalurus furcatus (blue catfish)
Lineage: Eukaryota; Metazoa; Chordata; Actinopteri; Siluriformes; Ictaluridae
Product: hippocalcin-like protein 1
Exons: 4
Coding region: 375-956 (193 amino acids)
Molecular function (GO): calcium ion binding
Source: RefSeq, a predicted model, not a curated record
UCUCACAGCCCUGUGCGUUUGUGAGCAGUUCAAACCGACACGAUUAUUGUUCACGCUUUUACAGCUUUGCACUUUGUUGGACUUUUCAUAUAGGACUUGCACAUCUGCCCACGGCUGGCGUAGUUCAAGAGAGGCGGCGCGUCUUGUGUGUUUGUAAAGGGGGUUUUCACUUUUGAUUCGCAUCUCUUAAAUAAUAAUAAAAAAACAAAACAAAGGAUCAUCCAAAGUGGAGCUGUGGUCACUGGACAGAGUGUGAGGUGUGAGGAGAUAAGAGGAAGAAGACAAAGAAGACAAAGAAGAUAAGAGGAAGAAGACAAAGCCUGAACACAGGAGAGCACUGUGAAGAGAGAGAGAGAGAGAAGAGAAACAGCAUCAUGGGGAAACAGAACAGUAAGCUGCGGCCGGAGGUGCUCAACGAUCUGCGCGAGAACACCGAGUUCAGUGAGCACGAGCUGCAGGAGUGGUAUAAGGGCUUCCUGAAGGACUGCCCCACAGGUCACCUCACUGUGGACGAGUUCAAAAAAAUCUACGCCAAUUUCUUUCCAUACGGAGACGCCUCCAAAUUUGCCGAGCAUGUCUUCAGAACAUUCGACACUAAUGGUGAUGGGACUAUUGACUUCAGAGAGUUCAUUAUCGCACUGAGUGUGACGUCACGAGGGAAGCUGGAGCAGAAGCUGAAGUGGGCCUUCAGUAUGUAUGACCUGGAUGGCAAUGGUUAUAUCAGCCGAGCAGAGAUGUUGGAAAUCGUACAGGCAAUCUAUAAGAUGGUUUCAUCUGUGAUGAAGAUGCCAGAGGAUGAGUCCACUCCAGAGAAGAGAACUGACAAGAUUUUCAGACAGAUGGACACCAAUAAAGAUGGAAAGAUUUCUCUGGAGGAGUUUAUUAAAGGUGCCAGGAGCGACCCCUCGAUCGUCCGCCUCCUCCAGUGUGACCCGAGCAGUGCCAGUCAGUUCUGAGUGGAACAACCACAGUACACUAACAGUGUUCACUCGAGUCCAAAGUGAACAUGGUAAGUGUUUGUGUAAGCAUAAGAAUGUGGUUGUUGUUGUUAUCAUCACAUUUACUAAUUUCUCAGUGGCAUUAGGGACCAAUUUUGAAAUGUGAAUGCUAAAUGGAGGUCAGUGAGCACUUUUAUCAGUCCUAUUACCUGUCACGUAGACUAAAAACUACAACUUGUUAUAGACUGGGAAUAUUUUGUUGUGUAUGUUGUGUAUGUAUGUAGUAUAACAGCAGGUCAUAAUGGGAAAUGUUUAGAGAAGAGAAGCACUGCUUGGAAUUAUGUUCAUGAUUAGCCCUGAAACUAGGGGUCUGAUUUACUAACAUUUUAAGUAAAGAGGCUAAAUUGUGUGUGUGUGUGUGUGUGUAAUCUACUAAACUGCACACUGAGCUGGUGGGUGUGUUAUGAGUGAUUUACAAAGAGUUAUUGUAUCAAAUGAUUUUCUACUGAUGGCCGUGGAGAGUUCAGAUCUAACUCCCUGAAAUAUAGGUCUCAUUAGCCACUGUUGCAGUCUCCUUUCAUACGUCAAUGUCCCCACAACAUUAGCAACGGUUAGAAUCGCUUACAAACCAAUGUAAGACUAUGAAAGUGGUGCAACUCUACCUUGACAAAAAUCCAACUAAAUUUGCUUUAUUACAGACAGGUGAUUUAAAUGCAAAUAUACAGUACAUGUAUGCUGAUAACCUUAACUGCUAGAAGCUUGGGCAAAGAAGUGGGAUGUAGACUAAACGAAAAUGUACAGUGAGACAGAAGUUAUCAUAAACCAAUACCUGACAUAAUAGCCUAUAAUAGUCUAAUAAUAAAUCAGAUUAGAGAUUUCAAGACUUACUUUUUAAAUCCACAUAACCAGGAACCAGAACUAACAAGAUUAUAUUAAAAAAAUAUCACAAAGUAUAUGCUUAGUGUAACAAUACCAAUUUAACAACACAUGAUUAUAAAUUCACCAAGUAAUAUAAUGUAAGCUAAAGCAGCAGCCACUCCAAGCUAUCUUAGGUACAUCAGGAUAUAGCCAAAUAAUCUUGUUCUCUUAAUUUGAGGUGUCAAUGAUUAUUUUAUCGAAAUGCUGUAUAUAGUGUGCUGGGGGUUACCGAAAAAUGCUCAUGGCUGCUCUAAACUCAGCUCCAUUAGUAAAAUCUGGAAAUCUGGACUCUGGAAAGUCAACCUCGCCAGGAGAGAUGAAAUGUAACCCAAAAUGGCAUUUGGAUUUCCUAUAUCUAUGCCCAGAAGAGUAAAUCUCACGUAAGUAGGUAUACAGCUGAUUAAAGGCAGUGAGACACACAACUGAUGCAAAACAAGACUUUAAGCUCUCUUUAAAUGUAGUUGGUAUCGGAGGUGCAAAUGUGACUUUGGCAUUAGUUUCAGUCAGUGAGACACACGCUGUGUCUGAAAUCUCAGAUUGAGUCAUUAUAUACAAUGCCUUGCAUAAGUAUAUGCAUCCAUUUUUGCCUUGCGUAAGAGUUUCAGAAUAAAUCCCUCACAACCAUUAGAAUUUGUAAUUAUCUCAAGAAGUCUUAUUUUAAUUUUCAUGUAUAAAGUGUUUGUAUUAUUAUUAUUAUUAUUAUUAUUAUUAAUUGUUUCAUGUGUUAUGUUGGAGAGUACUUUGUGCACGUUCAUAAUUUCUGGCUGAAAAUGCAAACUUUUUUAUAGAAUCAGUUUUUUCCACAUUAUUCAGCUUGCAAUGUGGACUGAUCUUAUUCUGUUUUUUAUUUUAGGGUAUAAAAUUUGCUGUGUUUUUAUUUGUAACUGUUUUAUAAUUUUUUUUAUAUUGGCAACAUUCUGCUUGGCAGGUUUCUAGUAUUUUGUUCAUGGAUAUUCAUCAGCAUGUAUUAGUGAUUGUUCUUUUAUAAAAGCAAUGAUUUUAUCAUGUUUGUGUCAGACACUUACUGUUGCAUGUAUUAUGGCACUUUUUACAUCAGUAUUGUAAAUGAAAUGGCCGUAUUAAUAUUGAUAUUUUGUAUUCUAUGCCCUUAUCGUUUUUAAUGGUGCAUUUAAGGACACCACUAUGGAAUAUAGUGAAGCCCAAUGUGAAUGCAUUUCUGCUUUUUGCUUCUCUAUUUCUCUGAAUGUAAUAAUACUCUACCAUUCACAAAUUGAUGCAUUAUACCAGCCUGCCACAUACUAUAUCUCCCUUCAUUCCUGUUGGAUAACGAGUUUCUAUGAUGUAGAUUAUGUGUAUGCAACUUCAUCAUUUUCAAUUUCCAUCACCAUAGAAACUGUGGUUUGAUUUGUAAGACGCUGCUUGACUGAGACAGUUAUGGAGAUGCGUCUGACCUCGUAACUGGCCUUUUUCCAAGCCUUGUAAAAACACGCCAUCAGGAACAUGUCAAAUGAAGUGUUACUGGAAGUGUUAAGUAAACACUGCUAGUGAAAACAGAACCGGAAUGAAGGCAAAUCAAGUCAGAAUUUUGAUAAUGAACGUAGCAUGUUAAAUCCCUCCAUGACAACUAUGGCAUGAAUCUAGUGAAUCUUGACAUUUUGUUUUCAGAUAUGUUGUUCAUGGUUAUAACAGAUGUCUUGCAGUAUUUAUAAAGGGAACUGUAACUGUGCUGUUAGUAGAAAAUCUCUGGAGUGUUACUGUGAUCGUUCUUCUUUUGUUUCCAUUAAAAGCUUGUGCUUCCUUC